Messenger RNA from Cyclocybe aegerita, 1785 nucleotides. The record is from the annotation of a GenBank genome assembly. Lineage: Eukaryota; Fungi; Basidiomycota; Agaricomycetes; Agaricales; Hemipholiotaceae.
AUGUCUCCUGCACGCCCCGGCUCUCGACGUAACUCGUCCAGUGGUUUCAAACCGUAUACACGCGGUGUCACUCCUAUUAUGGUCCCAUCUACGCCCGAUGGGAUUCAGGAUAUGAAGCCGACUGGCCAUAACGAGCGACCAGGAUUCCCGACUUACGCGCAGUACAAACAGGUCGAGAAUACCUACAUCCAGUCGCUGACACCUCGGAGGCAAGGAAAGGCUCUUAUCUCGCAAGCUCUCUUCGAUCGUAUCUGGGACGUUCUCCAUCAACCCGAUGCUCCGGGAGAGACGGCUCAAUUCCGAUUCUGGGCCCGCAAGAUGUUCACUCUCAGCAAGACCCAUCGCGUUACUCUGGGCGGUACCGAUAACAGCGACGACGCUCCUCAAGAGGUCCUGCUCCACGACAAUCUCUUGGUCGCUAUCCAGGAACAGCUCUACGAUCUCCUUUGUUAUUGCCACGGAAGCACCGGACACGGCGGACGCGACAAGACUUGCGCGCUCAUCCGCAAGCACUAUACCUGGGUUCCAAAGGAUCUUGUCUCGAACUUCAUCAAGGCUUGCCCGACGUGCAUCAUGAAGAAGUGCGGGAACAUCGACUCCGCUGCUCUUGCGUCGCAGAUGGCCGAGCCAAGGGCCGAGGAAGCCAAUCUGUCCCCCUUUCGCGACUUCUUCCCCAGCUAUGGUCCCGAAACCACCGCUCCAUCUCCGACGCCGUCGUCUCCUGCUCCUGGAAUACCGUGGCCCACGAUGGGAGGUCCUCGCGAUCAUCCGAUGUCACCUCUUCUCGACAACGAUCCUCUGGAGGCGGCCUACCGCGAGGCGAUUCUCCGUGCCCGCGGAAUGAAACCCACCUUGGCGGGCGUCGGCUCUCCCAACUAUCGCGGGCUCCAAAGUGUACCCAUGACUCGGGAGGUAUCUUUGUAUAAGGGCCUUCCAAAUGGAUGGCAAUAUCGCUAUAACGACUACGCUACUGCUCAUGCCGAAUUCAUGAAGAUGAAAGACCUGUCGGUUGUCGAAGAUUCUCAUCUGCCUCUCGCCCAACGCCCUCGCGUUCCUAGUAUCCUGCCCCUCUUCGGUCCCGACCACUUUUCUGACGCUGGCUUUGGGAACAAUUCUGAUCUCGGCGAGUCGUCAAACCUUAUGCCGUCUUUGGAGCCUAUUUCUGGGUCCGAACAUCAGCAAUCCGACUGCGAGGUUUCGAUGCAGUACAUGUUGAUGUCACAGCAGCAACAACAAGUCAAGGGAGAGAUUUUCUUGCACCAGAUCGACCCGCUCCUCAUGCAGCUCUCGACGUCUGCUGGCUCGCACGACAAAUCUGAUGGCCCCCACCCACAGAUGGCGGAGGAUCUCUUCUCUGGAAACCUCGCUGCGUCAGCUAGCCUACCCUCGUCCUCUUCCAUCAAGCGCGCGGCGGCGCCUCCUCGUCUGAACCUCGAUUUCCCCUCCGAGAAGACCUUGCAGGCGCUCCUCGCCUACCGAGAGAAGGCCGGCGACACCCCUGACAGCCCGCUCAUGGCAUGGCAACCAGGCAACCCCAGCCCCACAAGCAGCGAGAGCUCUUGCUCAUCGCAGCUCUCUGCGUUCCCGACGAGCGCAACUACAAACCCCACCCCUACGAGCUCGGCGUUGCCGACCCCUGUGGACGAGUGCGAUCAGGGUGCGAAUAGUGAUGAACGCUCUGGGUUUAUGGCGAACGUGGUCAAGGGGAAGAAUAAGGUGGAGCCCGAAGUGGAGCCAACUGAGGCUGAGCUGAGCGAGAGCAUUCAAGUUGCAUGCGGUAUCUGA